This is a messenger RNA of Cydia pomonella (codling moth), 3124 nucleotides long. RefSeq lists its product as uncharacterized. Gene Ontology annotation, cellular component: plasma membrane. The record is from RefSeq and is a predicted model, not a curated record. Gene Ontology annotation, biological process: monoatomic anion transport; transmembrane transport. The coding region runs from base 142 to 1665 and encodes 507 amino acids. The transcript is spliced from 9 exons. Lineage: Eukaryota; Metazoa; Arthropoda; Insecta; Lepidoptera; Tortricidae. Gene Ontology annotation, molecular function: transmembrane transporter activity.
GUGCCACAGCCGCAGUAGCGGACCGACGAGCGUACGCGCAGCUCGCCACGAGUUUUGCGUCGGCGUCGUGCGUGCUUUCAAAUACAACCUUCGUUCAGUGCGGCAUUUGUUACCUCCGCAAAGUGCAUACCUUUCUACAAAAUGAAGUUCCACAUCAAAGUAUUUGAUUUCGUGCCAGCGCGAUUCAACAUCGCCAUGAUGAUGUUCUUCGCGUGCUGGGUCAACUACAUGAUGCGUGUCAACAUGAGCGUCAACAUCAUCGCCAUGGUGCCUGAUGACAAAAACUCUACAUCAGUGAAGUCAGAAUGCGAAGCCAUAGUGACGGACGACAGCGCGCUGCUGGACAAUAUGAGUUCAACAAUGAUCACCAAGCGGCAGCUCCGCCAGCCAGACGGCGUGAUAACAUUUGAUUGGACGGCGCAGCAACAGGCUUAUGUAUUAUCGGGCUACUUUUGGGGAUACGCCAUUACUUGUUUGGUGGGAGGGACUGCGGCAGAGCUAUGGGGCCCCAGGAAAGUGGUGUUCCUCACAAUGCUACUCAGCGCCCUCCUGACUACGCUGACCCCUCAAGCUGCAAGACUGCACUACCUGGUGCUGGUUGCAACUAGAUUCGUCAUGGGACUAGCCGCAGGUUUCCUGUUUCCCGCCCUCCACGCCCUAGUGGCGCACUGGGCGCCGCCUGCGGAGAAGGGCAAGUUUGUGAGCGCGCUGCUGGGCGGCGCGAUUGGCACAGUGGUCACUUGGUCGCUCACUGGACCUCUUAUCGAGAAUUUCGGCUGGGAUUACGCUUUUUAUAUUCCAGGAGCCAUUGCUUUCGUUUGGUGUGUGGCGUGGUGGGCGCUAGUGUAUGACUCGCCCGUCCAGCACCCCCGCAUAUCCGACAAGGAAAAGAAGUACAUACUUGAAGCCAUCGGCGACAAAGUGCAGCAAAAAUCACAUAAUAAGGUCGUGCCCCCAUUCAAGAGCAUUCUCACCUCAUUCCCGUUCCUGGCGAUGGUUGUUCUCCACUACGGGAGCAACUGGGGCCUCUACUUCGUAAUGACCGCGGCACCCAAGUUUGUGUCGAGCGCGCUGGGCUUCAACCUGACGUCCACUGGCACAUUAGCGUCGCUGCCAUAUCUCGCUAGAAUGAUCUUCUCAUUGGUUUUUGGAGCUAUCGGUGACAGAAUCGUGAAACAGAACGUAGUAUCCACAACGUUUAUGAGGAAGUUCUUCUGCCUGUUUUCCCAUGUGCUGCCAGGGCUCCUACUCAUCGGCCUUGGCUACACUGGCUGUGCGCCCGUCCUCUCUGUCGCACUCAUCACCUUCUCCAUGGGCUCGAACGGGGCAGCAACACUCACAAACCUGGUGAACCACCAGGACUUGGCUCCGAAUUUUGCAGGAACGUUGUAUGGAAUUGCGAACGGAAUCGGAAAUACGGCUGGAUUCGUAACGCCACUCGUCACAGCGCAUUUCACUAAGAGCGGGAAUGGCUUCUCGGAAUGGCGACCGGUGUUCAUGACCGGAGCAUCGCUUUACAUCGCUUCGGCACUUUACUUCAUCUUGUUUGGAACGGGAGAAACGCAGGAAUGGAAUUAUGUGCCUGUAGUUGAAGAGGUCGAGAGAGAUAAAAGGCCGAGCGCGAAUUCAACUGACACCACCGUUACGAUCCCUGUUAAAUCGUAGAUUAUAGUUAAGAAUAAGUAAUGACUUUCAAAGUGAUGUAAUGUAUUCGUAAGGAGAAUAUGUCUGUAACUGUUACUGUCUACAGAGCAGAUGACAAAAAAUUAUAUAAUCUGAGGAUACUCUAGGGGACAGCAAAAGAGUAUGUAUUUUGUACUACCGCCUCUGAGCUGCAUGUUAAACUUAGUUUAAUUUACAAGAGCUUUCGCUGUGUGUCAACGAAAGUACUUAUUGAUACUAGGUAGUUAUAUUUCGUUCGAGCUCCUAUUAUUAACUUGGAAACGUAAAGAACUUGUCGAACAAAAAUACUUGUCUCAGAUAAUUGUAAGUAUACAUACAUUUAACUGGAGCGAUAUGUUGAAUCUAAUAAUUAUGUGACAGAGGUAUCUGCUUAGUUUAUUUGACUAGAUAGGUACUGGUACUGUAAUUUUUUUGUUGUCAGGUCUCAUUAAAAACAGUUAAGAACAAGAUUGUGAAAAUUCGAUUCUGAAAGGAGAAAAUUUGAGAUAAUAUGGGGAUGAUUUUAGAAUAUAUCAUUGGCUUCGUUUACAUGUUGAGAAUAUUUAUGCUAAUGCGUAAGCAAAUAGAUAAUUAAGUACUUAACUAAACUUAUUUUUUUAAGAGAACUAUUAGACUUUGUUAAUUUUAUACCUAUAUACGGUGGGUAAGACGACUUCUAUUAAAUAAACAGCAUGUCAAGCAGUGUUGGGUUCCGUAGUUAAGUUACCCGUCCUUCAUAAUAAGCUGCCUUGAACAGGGGCUGUUAGUAACUAUCAUGUAGGUAAAUUACAAGCAAAAGGGACUACUUACGCUGUGUACUUAAGUAUUUCUCAACACAGGCCUUGUACGCCUAAAGAGAGGCCCCAGCAAAUGUUUACUUUAAUGUCUGUAAAUAGAUGAUAUAGAAUAAAAAAUAUAUUGUAAUUUUUUCUAAGAAAGGAGACUUUUUACGAUAGCUCAAAAUGGCUUAACCGAUCAUGUUUACUAUAGUUUACAGUGUUUAUUUCACGAUUUUGCUCAAAUUUGUUAGACCCAUGGUUCAAAAGUUAGAGGUGGGGGAGACGUUUUUUUCUGUCUUAGCGAUUAUUUUCGCAAAUAUUUACUUAUCAAUAGGGAAGGUACCCCAAAAAUUUGUUCUUGUUUUUGUUUUUCCACUUUCCACGCCAAGCUGCAGCUAUAUAUAUAGCAAUAACAGUCAUGGAGCUCUGAACAAAGUCGGACUGACAGACAGACGGACCUGGGGAAACUAUGAGGGUUCCAAGUUGACUACGGAACCCUAAUGAUGAGCUAGCUGCUUUGGUCUGAGUUAUGUGGCUCAAGCAUACCUACUAAUGUAAGCUGGUAAGCUGGCAUUUUAUGUUAAAUUAUGAUUUUAUGAUUGUGGAAAUAUUAAUACGACUGUGAUGAAUUAAGCUUGCACUUAAAUGUAAAUUAUUUUUAUAAUAAAUAUUAUUGACUAUAA